AUGGAGGAAAGCGACGACGAAUCCGCCGCCAGCUCGCCCGCCUCGGACUCCGAGCGUUGCCGCGGCGAGCCGGCAGAGCGCCCGGAGGGCCGAGCCCCAGAAAAAACGGCGCCAGCCGCCGGGGCCGGCCGGCGGGCGGGUUUUGGUGCGCGCACGACCCCGGCGGCACCGCCCCUGGCUGGCAGCCUUCUGGCGGAGACCGCGGAGCUGCCGGGCGGGCGGACGGACACGGAGGGCAGCGGCGGGCUGACGGACUCGGAGGCCGCGGCGGUGGUGCUGUCGGACCUCGAGGAGGCCGAGCCCUCGGAAACGUACGCCAAUGUGCACGCGUUCCGCAAGUUCGUGAAGCGGUUCGGCCCGCAGAAGUUCCUCGAGCGGUUCCUCCCGCCGGACGUGUCGGGCGAGUCGAUCGUGCAGCUCCUCCUGAGCUUGGGCUACGUGCCGCGCAACUUGCCGCCCAGGGUCGGCGCGGCCCACUACGUCAAACUCAUGAGGCUUCUCGAGCUAGCCAUGGGCCGCAUCUGCGAGUUGCGGCCGCGGCUCGAGAACUUCUGCUCGGUGGCGCACGUGCUCGGCGCGCUCCGCACGGCACGCAACAUCUUGGUGAUCACCGGGGCCGGGAUCUCCACCAGCCUCGGGAUCCCGGACUUCCGCAGUUCCGAGGGCUUCUACUCGAAGAUGGCGGCGCUCGGGCUCGAGGACCCGCAGGAGGUGUUCGACAUCCGCGUGUUCCACGACAACCCGAUGGUGUUCUACUCGAUCGCGCACAUGAUCUUGCCGCCCAAGGACGUGCGGGCCCCGCUCCACAGGUUCCUCACGUUGCUCCAGGACAAGGGCAAGCUCUUGCGCAACUACACGCAGAACAUCGACAACAUCGAGGCCAACGCGGGCCUCCGCCCGGAGAAGAUGGUCCAGUGCCACGGCUCGUUGGCGUCCGCCUCGUGCGUCACGUGCAGGUACCAGGUCGAGGGCACCCGCCUCUACCCGGCCUUGGAGAAGGGUGAGCUCGCGUACUGCCCGAGGUGCGACAAGAAGCGGCUCGCGUGCAUGCGCCGCGACGACAGCGCGGACGACCCGAGCUUCGGCGUCAUGAAGCCGGACAUCACCUUUUUCGGCGAGGACCUCCCCCGCGCCUACCACUCGCAGCACGCCCGCGACCUCCGUGACUGCGACCUUCUUCUCAGCAUCGGCACGUCGCUCCGCGUGGCGCCCGUGUCCGACAUGGUGGACAAGGUGGCGCCCCACGUGCCGCAGGUCUUGAUCAACAGGGACCCGAUCCCCAGCUGCAACUUCGACGUGUCCUUCUUGGGCUACUGCGACGACACCGUCAGCUACUUGUGCGACCAGCUCGGCCGCGACUGGGACAUCGACCACCCGGACUACCGGAGCAUCGUGGGCGCGGACCGCCGCAACUUGGAAGUGCACGGCACGGGCGAGAAGGGCGUGUUCGAGGUCCACAACCGCGCCCGCGCCGCCAAGCUAGCCGCGGCCGCCCCGAAGCCGGCCCCGGGGCCGGACCUAGUUCUUUUGGAGCCCGAGCUCCCGUAG
Metschnikowia bicuspidata var. bicuspidata NRRL YB-4993 is the source of this 1548-nucleotide messenger RNA. Its product is annotated as SIR2-domain-containing protein. The record is from RefSeq and is a predicted model, not a curated record. The transcript has a single exon. NCBI's taxonomy places the organism in Eukaryota, Fungi, Ascomycota, Pichiomycetes, Serinales, Metschnikowiaceae. Bases 1 to 1548 code for a protein of 515 amino acids. Gene Ontology annotation, molecular function: NAD+ binding.